Diorhabda carinulata is the source of this 3929-nucleotide messenger RNA. It is a transcript of the gene kin17, whose product is annotated as DNA/RNA-binding protein KIN17. The record is from RefSeq and is a predicted model, not a curated record. Gene Ontology annotation, biological process: DNA replication; DNA damage response. NCBI's taxonomy places the organism in Eukaryota, Metazoa, Arthropoda, Insecta, Coleoptera, Chrysomelidae. The coding region runs from base 77 to 1225 and encodes 382 amino acids. Gene Ontology annotation, cellular component: nucleus. Gene Ontology annotation, molecular function: double-stranded DNA binding. The transcript has a single exon.
CCUAACUUCACUUCAGUGAUUAAGUUUAUUGUGAAUUUAGUAGUGAUUCUCAGUUAUUCGAAAAUAAUCCAAUAAAAUGGGUAAAAAAGCAGAAGUAGGUACUCCUAAGUACCUUGCCAAUAAAAUGAAAGCAAAAGGUCUUCAAAAACUUAGAUGGUAUUGUCAGAUGUGUCAAAAACAGUGCAGAGAUGAAAAUGGUUUUAAAUGUCACACCACAUCUGAAUCACAUCAAAGGCAAUUACUUUUAUUUGCGGAUAAUUCUAAACGAUACAUAGAUGAUUUUUCAUAUGAAUUUGCGAAGGGCUAUAUGGAAAUACUCCGCAGACAAUUUGGAACCAAGAGAGUUAAUGCAAAUAAAGUAUAUCAGGAAUACAUUCAUGACAGAGAUCAUGUACACAUGAAUGGUACCAGAUGGGUUACCCUAACUGGUUUCGUUAAAUGGCUAGGGAAAACAGGGCAAGCUGUUGUAGAUGAAACAGAAAAAGGUUGGUUUAUAACUUAUAUUGAUAGGAGUCCUGAAACUGUAGAACGGGAAGAAAUGAAAAAGAAAAAACAAAAAAUGGAUAAAAAUGAUGAAGAAAAACAAAUGGAAUUUGUAGAGAAACAAAUACGGUUAGCCCAAAAACAAGGGCCAUCUGUCGAACCUGUAUAUACAGAAUUAGUUAGAGAUAAUGAAGAAGAGGUUUUGAAAUUAGAUAUAAAGUUGAAAACUGAUAAACAGGCAACACCAACCCCACAAAAUAUUUUUAAAAUUCCUCCUACAGUACCUACAGAAUCAAAGAAGAGGAAACUUGAUGACAAGAAAAAAUCUGCUCUAGAUGAAAUUAGGGAACUAGAAGAGAGUAAAAGAGAAAAACAAAAUAGAAAAGACUAUUGGAUUGCUGAAAAUAUAAUCGUAAAAGUAAUUACAAGAAACUUGGGUGAAGAGUACUAUAAGCAAAAAGGAAUAGUUAAAGAAGUUAAAGAUAAAUAUGUGGCAGUUGUAAAACUCUUAGACAGUGGUAAAAAGUUGAAAAUUGAUCAAGAACAUUUAGAAACUGUGAUACCAGCUUUAGGAAAAUUAGUAAAAGUUGUAAAUGGUGCUUAUAGAGGAGAAACUGCUACAUUGUGCAGUGUGGAUGAAAAAAAUUUUUGUGUUGAAAUAGAGAUCUACAGUGGGUUGUUGAAAGGCAGAAAAGUUAAAGGGGUACAAUAUGAAGAUAUAUGUAAAUUAAAUGAUCAAUAAUUUGUAAAAUAUGUGUAUAUAAUACAUAGAAAAACAUUUUAUUUAAAAUUCCAACUAUCAAAAGGAAUACUAUCUUAUUUAUUUGCCUUUAUAUUGGGUAAUCUGUUUUUCUGAUACAAAUUCCUACAAAGAAUUAUCUGAUAUAUUUAGAUUAGAUGAGUGUAAGGUUGUGAAUUUACCUGUCACACAUUUUGAUCUAUUGAGUACCCCGGACUGUAUUCCAGUCAGCAACGACUUUGUAAAGUGAGCUAUCUGUCUGGGGGCUAUGUGGCUUACCUUUAAAAAGCUUAAAUGUAAGUACCUUUGUUUUUGUUUAUAGAUUGCUUCGCACCCACAAAGAAGGUCUUUGGCGCACAAGAGCUGUUGAGAGUUUCUUCCAUGUUCUUGAGGUGAUAGUUCACCGGGCAGUGUCCAGUGAGAAUAGCAGUAAUUCUCCUUAGCUCGUCUUUGUUCAAUGAUAGGGCCAUUACAGACCGGUUGGUGAUAUAGGGAAAAUUUUUUUUAUUCUUUUAGACCUGUGUUCUUUUUCCAUGUUUCUGAUUUUUUCUUGUUUUCCCACUUUUUUAUGACCAUGACAUGAUGACUUUUUGGGAAGCCUAUGAAAGGUUGUGGUCCUAUGAAAGGAAUUAUUCCGCCUUUUUUUGCCAGAUGAUCGGCUCAUACAUUGCCAUGUACUCCGGUGUAGCCAGGUACCCACAUAAGAAUAACUGUAUUGUUUGCUCACAUGGAGCUUAAAUAUUUGAUGCGGUUCCAUAUUAGUUCAUAUGAGUCAAUUGCUUGCAGGGCUGCUCUGUUAUCUGAUGGAUGAAUAUCUUUGCAUUCUGGUAGUUACCUUGUAACAGCGAAAUACACAUGUAAGGAUAUAGUAAGUUUCCACUUAGAAAAUGGAAGGUUCUGAGCCCAUUGGGAUAGUGAGCUUUGAUUCUGGGCCAAAUAUUCCUACCCCUGUAUGUCCAUUUUUCCUUUUUGAGAUAUGAAGGUAGAAUACUAAUGAACCUCGAGGGAAUGCAAUCGCAUUUGUCCAUUGCUGUCGAUUUGUUAUAAUAAUUUAACAGUUUUUGGUAAAGCAUAGUUUGAAAGAUAUCUGAUAAAUAGUUUAGUAUAUGUUUUUGAAUAAAUUGGGUAAAACUGUUGGACUCUAAUGUGACAUAUAUUUUUUUACUUAGAUAAAAUUAACUACAUUAUACGGGGGUUGCUACAAAUUUUGAGAUAUACAAAAAACAAAUAUUUAUAAUUGGAUAUGGUUUUAUUGUUUUUCUAAAUAUUCUCCAUUCAUAUCAAUACAUUUUCGAAUCCAUUUGAACCAAUUGUCAAAGCAUUUUUUCCAUUCCAAUUGAAGUAAACGCUUCAAUGGUGACGACGAUAUCCAGUUAUUUCGCUGAAACAUGCGACUAUUUGCUUUGAAGCUCUUCAUGUGUUAACAAUUUUUGUCUCGAUCUUUUUUUGAGCGUUGGACAAAUUAUGCAUUAUCCAACAUGAACAAAUCUUUUCGACAGCCAAUAUGUUGUAAUAUUAAAUGUAUGUAAUGCCCAAGUAACCCUCAAUUUCACAGCAUCUAUGUUUUCUGACACUACAGCAGAUUUUGGAUGUCCAUCAGCAAACGCAGUGACGCGGUGCUUCAUCACCAAAAGUCAAAGCGAGUUGAUUGGUACACUACUAUAUAGAAUAUAUAGAAAAUCAUCUCAUGAAAAUGUUCGCGAAUUCAUUUUUUGACCAAGUUUCAAAUAUUUGUAAACAAGUUAAAUAGCACUUGUAUGACAACACGUUCUGAGUUCGUUCACCAUUAAAAAUUCUAAACUUUCUGAAGGCAAAGAUUUGACAUAUUCAUAUCAGUAUUGCCAUAUCUAAAAACUUAAGUAGUAUCCCUCAUAUUUUCCGUCAGAGAGAAAAAUUUUAAGAUGUAUGCCAAACCACCAAUGGUAGUCCUCCUUAAGAUAGUUAAAUUACCAAUUUGUUUCUUUAUUUUAAAGGAUCCCAAAUGCUUUUUCACUGACUAUUCCUAUUCCAGAGCAGCAUUUAAACAAAAUGUUUGGUGAUUUCCAAUAUUAGAGUGUGUAAUAAAGCAGAUUAUAAAGAAAAUUUUUUUGAGGUUUUCUAACUAUCAAUUUUAGUUUAUAUAGAAUGAAAAGAUACUGAUAUUAUAGCCCCAUCUUCUUUUUCAUGAAUUUUAUUUAUUUAUAUGAUCUAACAAAUUAUGAUAUUUGAAAUGUAAUACAUAUUUGUUAUUAAAUAUUUAUAUAUAAUAAAUGUUCAAUUUUGUACUCCUAUGUUCCCAAACUUUCCCCACAUAAAAUUCUUUGUAAUUUAUACAGUGUGCUGGUACAAUGUACCUCUAAUUUUUGUUAUUUAAAUGAAACUUAAUUUUAACAUAAUUAUACAGGUUAAUGGCACUCUUUUUCGUAAUCCCUGAUUAAUUAAAUAAAUAUUUUGAUAGAAGCAUUAAAUUCAGUCAUUUUAAAGUCUUUUGAAAUCAAAAUUAACAUUCAAAUGACUUUAACGGAAGAACUGGAAAUAAUCCAAUUGUUUGGACAUCAUGCUCCUAUCAAUUGAAAAAAUGCUGUAAUGUUUAACUUGAAACUGUGAAAGUGAUCCUAUUUCCCAUAAAAAACAACUAAAAUCGAUAAUGCAAACCCAAAAUAUAAUAUUAAGUUUAGGUAGUAGGUAGUUAACUCUAAUAGAAAUAAAAUAAUCUUCCGAUAGAUAA